GUAGCAUUCCAACAUGCCCAACGCCCUUACUCUUCCCAAGCAUAGUUAAGCACCGUUACGCUGUAGAUCGCUAGGUUUCUCUAUUCGCUAUCGCAUCUGCUUUGUGAUUCGACUUACCUCUUCGUGCAUUUUUCUUUCCCCAUUUUCCAUUGUAGUGAGUUAUCCACGAUGGCGGUGUCUCAAGGCAGAGCUAGUGUCAACGCUGAUGCGACCAGUGCCAAGACAUCUAUUCCUCCUGCGUCGUUAGAAGAACCUCUGAACGAAAAGGCGGAUCCGAAAGAGGCUGUCGUAGUUGUGAGUGACGAUGCUGUUGAUAUUCCCAAGGCAGUCUACCCGGAGGGGUGGAAACUGUGGUUUGUCUAUGUCGCGACGCUCUUGACUAUGUUUCUUGUACCGCUAGACAUGACCAUAGUCGCAACGGCCAUCCCUAAAAUCACGGAGGAAUUCCAGAGUCUUGACCAGGUUGGAUGGUAUGGCUCGGCCUUCUUCCUAACAUUAGCAGCCUUCCAGGCGCCAUGGGGAACGAUAUACAAAUAUUUCCCUCUCAAAAUCGCCUACGCCGUCUCCGUUUUCAUAUUCGAAUUCGGAAGUCUGAUAUGCGGCGUUUCGAGGAACAGCCAGAUGCUCAUCGCUGGCCGUGUGAUCACCGGUUGCGGAGGUGCAGGCAUUACUAUUGGCACCUAUGUUAUUAUUGCUCGCCUUGUUCCGCCCUCAAAGGCCCCUGCUUUCAUCGGCGGUAUAGGUGCUGCUUUUAGCAUUGCGAGUGUAGCUGGACCUCUGGUCGGAGGAGCUUUCACUGGAGAAGUUACGUGGAGGUGGUGUUUUUACAUUAACUUACCUAUCGGUGGCGCUGCGUCCUUCAUCUUCUUCGCUUUAUUCCCCAAGCCAAGCACACCGCCCCAACCAGUAGCACUAAAGGAAAAGCUUCUAGGAUUAGAUCCUUUGGGGACCAUUCUUGCGGUUACUUCUAUUAUCUGCUACUUCCUUGCGCUUGAAUGGGGUGGUGUGUCAAAGGCAUGGAACAGCGCAGACGUGAUUGGAACGCUCAUCGGCUGGAUUCUCCUUGCUAUCGCUUUUGGUGUGGUGCAAUGGUUCCUGAAAGAGCGAGCAUCAAUUGUCCCCCGAAUCCUUGCCCAACGGCACGUAUGUGGUGGUGCAGCUUUUAUGUUCUUACUGAGUUGUGCGAACUUCAUGAUGAUUUACAACCUUCCGCUUUACUUCCAAUCUGUCAAGGGGUCUAGUCCGACCCUUAGUGGUAUACAAGUUCUGCCACUUAUUGUCUCUGCUUCCGUAACCGUCAUCAUCAGCGGUAUUCUCUUUACGAAGUUCCCCUUUUACCAGCUUUACCUCCUCGUUGGUGCCAGCUUGACUGCAGUUGGUGCUGGAUUGCUGUACACCCUUGAAGUGGACUCUUACGCGGGUGCAUAUCUAGGGUAUCAGUUUGUAGUCGGUAUUGGCAACGGCGCAUGUCAGCAGAUCCCUCUUACUGUGGUCCAGGCUUUUUCCAAGCCAGAGGACUUAGCUACAUCGAUGUCCACCCUUCUCUUCUUCCAGCUCCUUUCUGGUGCUAUGUCUGUGGCCGCGGCUCAAUCGCUCUUCAUAAACCGCUUACUCGCCGCCGCUGCCGUCCGCGUUCCAGAUGCCGAUCGCGCGACUAUUAUUGCCACAGGAGCUACUGAUCUUCAGCGCGUGUUCCCAGAAGGCCAAUUAUUGGGUAUACGCGAAAGUUAUCUGGAUGGAUUGCAUGCGGCAUGGGUCAUGGCCAUUGCGUUUGCGGGCCUUGCUUUGCUGACUGGACUGACGUUGGGGUUCAAGAGAAUUGGGAAGCCUCAGGGAGAAGCGCCAUCGAAGGUCGCGGAAGAGGGUGACAUAAGGGCUGAGGGAAAUGAGAUUCGGGUAAAUGAAGAGAAAGUGUAAGGGGUCUAAGGAAAUGCGAAUAUGAGUCAAUAAACUUGCGAGACUUGAAG
Messenger RNA from Daldinia caldariorum, 1967 nucleotides. RefSeq names its product putative MFS transporter. The transcript is spliced from 8 exons. The record is from RefSeq and is a predicted model, not a curated record. Bases 169 to 1917 code for a protein of 582 amino acids. Gene Ontology annotation, biological process: transmembrane transport. Gene Ontology annotation, molecular function: transmembrane transporter activity. Lineage: Eukaryota; Fungi; Ascomycota; Sordariomycetes; Xylariales; Hypoxylaceae.